AUGAGCCAGCCACGGAGGAUAAUAUGGUCUUGCGAAUUGGUGACAGAUUUUCUGGGACGAAUUCUUCAUCGUGAGAAAGUUUCUUCUAAAAUCAUCGUGGUCUGUUCGACGCGAGAACACUUCUUGGGACAAUUGGCGGCUGCUGUACACUACGGAACGACAACGCCUGAAGGCCAUGAAUUGAUUACAAAAGCAAUUGGAUUGCUCUCCCGGUCACAGAACGUUAAAUUAGCUUUCUGUGAAACUCUUGAGCAUCUUCGAGCCUACAUUUCUGCGUUGGAUAUUGCCAGUACCAAGCAAGAAGACAAUACUUUGGGUGAAUCAAGUCCACGGCUGUUGUUGGCGGUCCUGAAUCCCCUUGCUCUACAUCUUUCUACUACUGAAUUCUCUGCGCAAGGGCUGUCGAGAACUCUGGCAGCAGCCGUGGAGGCCACUGCUCGGCAGAAGGUGGACCUCGUGCUCUGUGAAUGUGUAGAUGUUAUGGAAAACGCCAACGAUGAACAUGGCGAAGCAUUAUGGAACACGAAAGUGCCAUUGCUGAACGGAACUGCUCGGAUUGUGGCAGAAGAAAACACUUCGAGAGUGCCUGUAAAAAAGGUCGCACAACGAUGGUUUGAAUUCGAUGAUGACAGGAACAUAUAUAGACAACAACAAUAA
Aspergillus ruber CBS 135680 is the source of this 657-nucleotide messenger RNA. RefSeq lists its product as uncharacterized. The record is from RefSeq and is a predicted model, not a curated record. NCBI's taxonomy places the organism in Eukaryota, Fungi, Ascomycota, Eurotiomycetes, Eurotiales, Aspergillaceae. Bases 1 to 657 code for a protein of 218 amino acids. The transcript has a single exon.